This is a messenger RNA of Aspergillus puulaauensis, 732 nucleotides long. Its product is annotated as GNAT family N-acetyltransferase. Lineage: Eukaryota; Fungi; Ascomycota; Eurotiomycetes; Eurotiales; Aspergillaceae. Gene Ontology annotation, molecular function: acyltransferase activity, transferring groups other than amino-acyl groups. The record is from RefSeq and is a predicted model, not a curated record. The transcript has 2 exons. The coding region runs from base 1 to 732 and encodes 243 amino acids.
AUGGACAUCCACAUCCUCCCGCUGUCCAGACCGGACAUUCCCGCCGCCGUAGAAUGCAUCCAGACCGUCUUCGCCGACGACCCUUUCUUCCGCUACAUGUUCGACCAGUCCACUUACAAUCCCGCCCGCAACGCCGCCUCCCUCUCCGCCCACUUCCUGCACGGCCUCAGCAUCAACGCCCCCAUCUAUGUCGCCAAAACAACCCUAACUCCAACCGACAAAGCCCCCAGUAUAGUCGGAAUCUGCUGGUGGCUCCCGCCAUCUUCAUCCUCAUCCUCACCCUCACCCUUCACCGCCGCCCAAGACUGGCUCCUCUCGUUCCGCCAACUCCUCGCCAACAUCCGCUACGCCGGCCGCGGCGGACUACGCUUAAAUCGAUAUCGCCAGUGGAAGGCGCUGCAGAAGACCACGCACGACAAGGUAUGGCGCGAUCCGCGCGGGUACUACUUUUGCAAUGUGAUCGCGGUGCGGGCUGAGAUGCGCGGGAAGGGCGUUGGGCGGCGGCUGGUGGAGGUUGUGACGGAGCGAGCGGAUGAAGAGGGGAUGCCCUGUUAUCUGGAGAGUUCGAAGGGGAUGCCGAAUUUGAGGAUCUAUGAGAAGUUGGGGUUUGAGAUGGCAAGGGAGAUUGAGUGUGUUGAUGGGAAGGACGUUUGUACGGUGAGUUUCCUCUUCCUCUUCCUCUUCCUCUUCCUCUUCCUCUUCUAUACAGCUGGUAGAAUAAUUGCUGCGUGA